Molecule: messenger RNA, 672 nt
Organism: Drosophila persimilis
Lineage: Eukaryota; Metazoa; Arthropoda; Insecta; Diptera; Drosophilidae
Exons: 3
Coding region: 7-426 (139 amino acids)
Source: RefSeq, a predicted model, not a curated record
AUCGACAUGAGAGCCAUAUUCAAUUCGCGAUUUGUACAAUUUACCAUCGGUCUGAUGGGAAUCAUUGUGUCCUCGGCGACAAUGGGAAUUCCCUACAAUCUUCAGACCAAGGUACUGGCCAUUGUACGGGCCCUGGAGCUGACGGCCUCGGGAUUACUCAUCUUUGGGCUGCUGAAGAAGCGGGAUCUGCACAAGUCGAAGAUCAUGAUGGUCUGGUUGAUCUGUACCCUAUUGUUUGUCGCCGGCCUUUUCUACAACAUGUUUGAGGGUUUCUGGAUGUUCUACAGAAUAGAUGUCGCCACAUCGAUCAUAGUUACCGCCUCGCUAUUGGGUGCGGCAGCUGUGCUGUCUGGCAUGAUGUACGUGGUGUACAGUGGCUACGAGAGACUGGUGGAUGGCACUGACGAGCAGAUACUUACAGCCUGAGUGGAAAAGUUGUGGAACCAGGUCCCUGCUCGAAGAAGUUACCCUGUGAUGGAGGAGGAUCGCUGCUGAAUAGAAGCCCGACUAAUUAUAGUAAGAGCUUACUACGGACGGCGGCAUCAUCAGCAGCCGUAGUCCUUCCCUUAUGUGAAAUAAUUUUAAUUAAAAAAUGCCGCUUUUCACAUGUUUCCCCUGUUCCCUGUCCCCUGUUCCCAGUCCAACCGUUGCCACUUGUAAAGUUUCUGAAAA